Messenger RNA from Protobothrops mucrosquamatus (brown spotted pit viper), 1008 nucleotides. It is a transcript of the gene ARK2N, whose product is annotated as chromosome unknown C18orf25 homolog. Gene Ontology annotation, biological process: ubiquitin-dependent protein catabolic process. The record is from RefSeq and is a predicted model, not a curated record. NCBI's taxonomy places the organism in Eukaryota, Metazoa, Chordata, Lepidosauria, Squamata, Viperidae. Bases 1 to 924 code for a protein of 307 amino acids. Gene Ontology annotation, molecular function: ubiquitin protein ligase activity. The transcript has 2 exons.
AUGAAGAUGGAGGCGGCGGACAGAACAGAAGAACUCCUCCCCUCAGAAGUCCCACCCCAACUCGCCGAGAAGCCGGAGCCAGCGCUGGGGGAAGAGGGAUCUAUAGAACUGGACCUGCCUGCCCCGAAGGAGAGCCGGGCGCCCGGCGAGGAUUCCACCGUGCUCGCCUCCAUGCCUUGCUUGCUGAUGGAGCUGAGGCGGGACUCGUCCGAAUCUCAGCUGGCCUCGACGGAAAGCGACAAGCCGACGGCCGGCCGCGUCUACGAGAGUGACUCUUCGAACCACUGCAUGCUGUCCCCUUCGUCCAGCGGCCACCUGGCCGACUCCGACACGCUCUCCUCGGCCGAAGAGGCCGCCCCCGGCCAAGCCGAGACGGCGGCGGUCGAGGGGGACCCCUCCGCCGUCUCCCUGUCGACCCCGGGGAGGAAAUCCAGGCGGUCCCGGUCGGAAAGCGAAACCUCCUCCACCAUGGCCGCCAAGAAAAACCGGCAGUCGAGCGACAAGCAGAAUGGCCGGGUGGCGAAGGUCAAAGGUCACCGGAGCCAAAAGCACAAGGAGCGCAUCCGGCUGCUGCGGCAGAAGCGGGAGGCCGCCGCCCGCAAGAAGUACAACCUGCUGCAGGACAGCAGUACCAGCGACAGCGACCUCACCUGCGACUCCAGCACCAGCUCCUCGGAGGACGACGACGAAGAAGUCUCGGGGAGCAGCAAGACAAUCACGGCAGAGAUACCAGAUGGACCUCCGGUCGUGCCCCACUACGACAUCUCAGACACAAACUCGGACCCCGAAGUGGUGAACGUGGACAAUCUUUUAGCAGCCGCAGCCGUUCAAGAGCACAACAGUUCGGUCGUUAACCAGGACGCGGAGCCAACGUGGAGGUCCAGGGGUCUUCUAGAAGAGCUGAAUGCUGAGACAAGUGGGUAGAACGCAUUGCACGGGUCUUGCUGGGAUCAUAAGUAUCACGAUUAUAAGCAUUAUAAUAGUAUAAGUAUCAGUACCGCUUUAUCA